This is a messenger RNA of Culicoides brevitarsis, 709 nucleotides long. Its product is annotated as single-stranded DNA-binding protein-like. The record is from RefSeq and is a predicted model, not a curated record. The coding region runs from base 41 to 598 and encodes 185 amino acids. The transcript is spliced from 2 exons. Lineage: Eukaryota; Metazoa; Arthropoda; Insecta; Diptera; Ceratopogonidae.
UUUGUCGCAGACGCAUCUCCUGAGAAUAAACAUUCACAAAAUGUACAAGGCACUCAUUUUUGCUGGUCUUAUCGCUUUGAGCGUUGCUGCUCCCUAUGAAGUCAUCCUUACCGUUGACCCUGAAACCUCAGAUGUUCCUCUUGUCCGUGUCGUCAGACAAUUGGGCUUGAGCGGAGGCGCAGCAAAUGCCGGAGCAUCUACCCAAACUUUCAACCAACAACCCGGAUUCGGAGGAUUCGGCGGAUUUGGCGGAGGUUUGUCAGGAUCAGCUGCUAAUGCUGGAGCUUCUACACAAACCUUCAACCAAGGAGGCGGCUUCGGAGGAUUCGGCGGAGGUUUGUCUGGAUCAGCUGCCAAUGCUGGAGCUUCUACUCAAUCCUUCAACCAAGGAGGCUUCGGCGGAGGUUUGUCUGGAUCUGCUGCCAAUGCUGGAGCUUCUACCCAAUCCUUCAACCAAGGAGGCUUCGGAGGCGGUUUGUCAGGAUCUGCUGCUAACGCUGCUGCUUCUACCCAAACUUUCAACCAAGGAGGUUUCGGAGGCGGUUUGUCUGGAUCUGCUGCCAAUGCAGGAGCCUCGACACAAACCUUCUCUGGUUAAGCGACAAAAUACCAAAAAGAAACUCGAAUUAAUUAAAUGCUAAUUGAACGAAAAACAAAUGAUGAAGUAAUCUCUUUGCCAUAAAUGACCUCUAAAGUAACUUUUUGAACA